AUAAGAAGCUCAGAACAAAAUGUCAUUUGAAAGUGACAUUAAUGCUAUUAUUAGUAGUAAUCGCUUUCAUGACAUGCAUAAAUUAAUGGCCUUGAAGUUUUCUUUGCUGAUUAUGUAAGAGUAGUUAGGAUUUUAGCUCUUAGCUUCUUGCAUUCGUCAAGCUUGUUGUCAGCCUUAACUCUGUCAUCUAUAGUUGACUGCACAGGGACCUGAAAAAUUUUGUUUCAACUUGUAGCUUUGAGUUUGAAUCUUUCUCUGGAGUUUCCGUGUUCGAAACCUUAAUUUAGUUUGUGGGAUUUUGCAUGUAAGCGCAGCAUAGUUCAGUUUUAGGUGAAAGGUUUUGUGCUCAAAUAGAUGAAAGUAGCAUAGUAAGCAGACCUAAACUGAUCAUUUCAGUGUUGGUGAUAUUGAUAACUCGAAGAAGUUGGAGAAGGUAUCUUCAAUGGAGUUGGAAGGAAGAGGAUAUUCUGAUUUGCUUAGGAACACAAGUGAAGAACUGUUUAUCAAGACCAUGAUGGAGAGCACAAUUGGGAUGCCAGCUCCAACUAUGGAGAUGCUAGGAUUCAAGAAUCUAAGUCAGAACUUCAGAACCGAUAGCGAAGAACUGUUUAAGAGCUGGCUCACAACUGGAGAGAACAAUGGCGGUAAUUCAGGCAUAACGCAUCGUACCAGGCAAGCAUCAAGGAGGAUCUCUGCCGAAGCAUCAAAUCUUUCUAAUCAACAAGGCAUGGGAGCGAUCCAAAGGAAAAAGAGUGAUGACAACUUAUUCCCACAAAAUACUUCCCUAGCUGGAAACUCUUGUGAACUCAACCAACAACAGUCCAGGAAUUCUGCUGACAAAGCUUUGCAAGCGAGCAACUUGUUUCUUGCUAAGGCCUGGUUUCAUAGUUCCCAACCUAUGACAAGAAGUCGUUCCUCGGAAUUGAGGAGGAGGUAUGUCGCCCAACAGACUUUUCAGCCAGCACCUAACAUAGAGACAAUGCCUAACAUAUCCGAGAAUGGCAUCAGCAACUUCAAACAAGAGUAUAACAAUCCAAGUGGAUUCAGUAAUGGGUCAAUGUGUGAGCCAAAUCAGAUAAACCUGUAUACUUCGCCAUCCAACUCCUCGUCGUCCAACUUCAACAAUUCACAAAUGGGGAAUGUUGAUAAUAUAUCUUCUGUCGUGAGCAUGCUAAAGGGCACAUUAGAGCGUAAGAAGCUCUGUAGCCCCGGCGAGCGAGAAACCACUGAAGAUAGCUCUUUUGGAUGUUAUGGUCCCGAAGAUGUUUUAGGCAAUUCAGGCCUGAUUCAAGGCCAAGCGCAUCAUAUAUAUGAGAUGCCAGGAACAUUUCAAGAUUUAUCCACUGUUCAAGUAUCAGAAGCUGGCAUUCUACAAACUGGUGAAGGGUCGUAUGGGAUUAGCUUAAGAGGAAUGGUUGGCACUGCUAAUGCAAUGCAAAUGAGUACGGUAUCACGAGAACCUUCACAGAGUGAAUCCUCAGCACCUGUAGUUUCAACUGGUUUUGAGGUAUGCGACGGCCCAAGCAUCUCAGGUCAAGCUCCUAGUGUUUGUGAAAGCUCAAGGAAACAAGUUGGAAAUGAUGCCAGACAAAGCACGUUCGACAGCAAAAAAGAUGAUCGAAAGAAACAAGGUUUAGUUCGCUAUGGAUCGAUAAAUUCAACCGGAUCAGGGGAACCAGGGGAUCCCACAAAGAAGCGCAGGGUGGAGAGGUCUCGCAAAAUGGCGGAAGCCAAAGAAAGAAAUUCGACCCCAGUGGUUCCUUCAGAUAUGCAGUCGAUUCUCAAACGUUGUGAGAACCUUGAGAAAGAAGUCCGCUCACUCAAACUGAACUUGUCUUUCAUGAAUAGGAAGGAUUCAGAACAAACAAAGCAGAUCGAAGAACUUCAGAAGCAGAAUGAAGAUUUAUCCAAGGAAAAGGAAAGGCUUCUCGAAGAAAUCGAGAGGAUUAUUUCUGAAACAGCCAAGAUGUGAUGUUUUGCUGGUUUUUAAGUAGGCUCGUAGACUGCUAUCCAAUCCUAAACAAACUACAAGGUCAUGUUUAUUAUGAACACUCUUAAAGCAGAAUGCUAAAUGCACAUUAUCAAUGCUUUCUAAUUCAAUACAGAGGAGUUUACUUUUGCAAGAAAUGGUGGAUUGAACUAAGCUUCCUCUAUUGCAAGAUUCCCUUGCUAGGUAUUUUGGGCAAGAUUCAUAUCAGGACGCGACAACAAAAU
This is a messenger RNA of Oldenlandia corymbosa var. corymbosa, 2214 nucleotides long. NCBI's taxonomy places the organism in Eukaryota, Viridiplantae, Streptophyta, Magnoliopsida, Gentianales, Rubiaceae. The record is from the annotation of a GenBank genome assembly.